Messenger RNA from Camelina sativa (false flax), 579 nucleotides. RefSeq lists its product as uncharacterized. Gene Ontology annotation, molecular function: nucleic acid binding; RNA-DNA hybrid ribonuclease activity. Lineage: Eukaryota; Viridiplantae; Streptophyta; Magnoliopsida; Brassicales; Brassicaceae. The record is from RefSeq and is a predicted model, not a curated record.
AUGACUUCCUCUAUCAGAAGAUUUCAAGACUUCCAAAUAUUGAAGCUGCAAAAGGAAUGGUUGUGGUCUCCACCACCGGACGGUUGGCUUAAGUGUAAUUUUGAUAGUGGCUUUGUAAUGGAUCGCUCUUUCACAAAUACUGGUUGGAUAUUACGUGAUAGUAAUGGUAAAAUGAUCAUGGCGGGAGGUGCUAAACUACGCUCUUCCAUAUCACCACUGCAAGCCGAAGCGCUUGGAUUCCUACAUGUCCUCCAGGUAAUGUGGACUCAUGGUCUACGAUAUAUAUGGUUCGAGAGUGAUAAUCGACAAUUAGUGACGCUGAUCAAUAAGGGAGAAGAUAAUGUGGUUCUCGGUCCGUUACUCAACGAUAUCAGGUUCUGGAUAUCCAAAUUUCCUAACUCAUCGCUGGAUCAUGUGAACCGAGAAAGAAAUUCGGCGGCAGACACAAUAGCUAAACAGGCUGCUACUAAUACCUCUAUGUAUACUCUAUAUACUGUACCACCUUGUUGGUUGGUUGACUAUUUGUAUCAACCUUAUACAAUCUAAUAUCAUUCAGAUGUUAAAAAAAAAAAAAAAAAA